Messenger RNA from Poecilia reticulata (guppy), 2265 nucleotides. RefSeq names its product solute carrier family 22 member 2-like. Gene Ontology annotation, molecular function: transmembrane transporter activity. NCBI's taxonomy places the organism in Eukaryota, Metazoa, Chordata, Actinopteri, Cyprinodontiformes, Poeciliidae. The record is from RefSeq and is a predicted model, not a curated record. Gene Ontology annotation, biological process: transmembrane transport. Gene Ontology annotation, cellular component: membrane.
ACCUUCACAGUGAGCCGAACAGAGCAGCAUCAAACACUCAAACCUCAGCGUUUGGAUGGCGACCUUUGAUGACCUCCUGGAGGAGGCCGGCUCUUUCGGCCGCUGCCAGAAGCGGAUCUUCGCCAUGCUCUGCUUCUUGUCGUUGCCUUUCUCCGGCGUCUACGUUGGGAUUGUCUUCCAGGGCUUCACGCCGGAUCACUGGUGCCGGGACUCGGCGCUGGUGGAGAGGAGGGAGGCCUGCGGAUGGAGCCUGGAGAAGAGUCGCAGCCUGACGGCGCCGCUGGUCAACGUCUCAGGAGUCCUGCAGCACAGCAGCUGCGAUCAGCAUGAGGUGGACUGGAACAACACAGAACUCAGCUGUGACCCAGAAGGACUGGACUUUAGCGGAGUGGCUGUUGCACCAUGCAAGGAAGGAUGGGAAUAUCAUUAUCAAGGCAGGAAGUCAUUUGUCACUGAGUUCAACCUGGUGUGUUCAGAUGGAUGGCUGGUGGAUAUGUACCAGUCAACUCUCAACAUGGGCUUCCUGGUUGGCAGCUUUGCUUUUGGUUACUUUGCUGACAGAUUUGGACGGAUGAAGAGUUUCCUCAUGUCCAACGUGAUAAACGUAGUAGCAGGAAUCGGUUUGGCUGUAGUACCAAACUACAUCGUCAUCCUGGUGCUCAGGGCCAUCUUCGGCUUCAGCGUCAAAGGAGGCUGGAUGGCCAUAUAUGUGCUGUUAACAGAAUUAGUUGGGGUCAAGUACAGACGCACAGUCGGCAUUUUGUAUCAGAUGUUCUUCAGUAUCGGGCUCCUCAUCCUCCCUCUGCUCGCCUACUUCAUCACUGACUGGCGCUGGCUGCAGGUUGCCUUCACGGCACCAUAUGCUCUUUAUUUCGCUUACUACUGGUUUAUCCCAGAGUCUCCAAGGUGGCUCAUCUCUCAAAACAAUUCCUCAAAAGCUCUGGAAAUAACCAAGGCUAUUGCCAAGGAGAACAGGAAGAAACUCUCCUCUCAUUUUGAGGUACUAAUUGAUGAUGAAGUUGAGUCCACCUCUGCCUCGUUGUUGGACUUGAUCAGAACUCCCAAUAUGAGAAAACACACUUUCAUCCUCAUGUUUAACUGGUUCACCAGUGCUGUGGUUUAUCAGGGCCUCAUCAUGCGGGUGGGGCUAACAGGAGGAAACGUCUACGUCGACUUCCUCAUCGCCGGUCUGGUUGAGUUUCCUGCCGCGUUCCUCAUCCUGUUGACGAUUGAGCGGAUCGGCCGUCGGCUUCCCUUUGCGUCCGCCAACAUCGUAGCUGGAAUCUCCUGCAUCGUCACUGCUUUCAUUCCUGACAGCAUGUUCUGGUUAAAGACCAUAGUGGCCUGCAUCGGUCGGCUGGGGAUCACCAUGGCCUUUGAGAUGGUGGUGUUUGUUAACACUGAGCUCUACCCAACUUGUGUCAGGAACCUCGGAGUGUCGGUUUGCUCCACUCUUUGUGAUAUUGGAGGAAUUGUUUCUCCCUUCUUGCUCUACAGACUGGCCAGCAUCUGGCUUGAACUGCCUCUCAUUAUCUUUGGAGCUGUAGCUCUGGUAGCUGGAGGUUUGGUUCUGCUGCUGCCUGAAACCAGAGGAGUUGCUCUGCCUGAUACCAUCGAGGACGUUGAGUUUCCUGAUCGGAAAAAGGGGAAACAAGAAGAAAAUCAGGAAGUGAUGCACGUCUUGAAAACUAAUGAAGUGGCUUAGUUUUAUUUUAACAAAUUAGCUUCAACUUAAGAAAUCAUUUUUGUUUUUAAUGUGUUUUUAAUACAAAGUCUUACUUCUAAAAUUAAGCAUUUUAUUGUUUUUCACAAUGCAACAUGAUGGUCAGCUUUUUAGUUGGAUUGUAUUGUUUUCUUGGUUCAGUCAACGAAAAAGGUUUAAGUCAACCUGAAAUGCGCUGGAAUCAAUUUACAACAAACUGGAUUUUAAAACAUAAUGUUCAAAGCUGAAGUUUCAACAAAAAUUACAUUUUUCUUCCUCUUUUUGUAGUUUUUUUUAUUGUGGCACUUAAAGAAGCAUCGCACUAUAAAACACAUCGUAAAAUAAAUUAAUCAUUCAAUAAUUGUCAAAAAAACAUAAUAGAACAUACAUUAUGGUAAAAUGUUAUCGUAUUUUGUGUGUGGAAAACAUUUAACGCAGCAAAGUUUCAAAUGCAUAAUAUCAUUCCAGUUGUAUUAAUAAUAUUGUUCUGUAGCUCGACUGUGAACCGAUAAAAUGUCAUAUGUGUGUGAGAUGCAUAAAUGUACAAUACAUAAUGAUUCAAA